This is a messenger RNA of Paralichthys olivaceus (Japanese flounder), 2221 nucleotides long. It is a transcript of the gene svip, whose product is annotated as small VCP interacting protein. Gene Ontology annotation, cellular component: endoplasmic reticulum membrane. The record is from RefSeq and is a predicted model, not a curated record. Lineage: Eukaryota; Metazoa; Chordata; Actinopteri; Pleuronectiformes; Paralichthyidae. Gene Ontology annotation, biological process: positive regulation of autophagy; negative regulation of VCP-NPL4-UFD1 AAA ATPase complex assembly; negative regulation of retrograde protein transport, ER to cytosol.
UCGCUGUUGGGCCAACUAUCAGAAGCAUGGUGUCCACACUGAGCUACGUUCAAAACCACCAAACCAGACAAAGUGUGUGUGAUCAACUAAUUGUACCUCAGUGAAGUUAGUGACACUCACCUCCACUAACUGUGUGAACGAUCCUCUUCGUGUGUUGCAACAGCUGACGUGACAGUAGUGUCCGCUCCGUGUCUCUGCCACAGAUGGUUGGUAGUGUUCAUUAAUCGCACGCUGCUGAACACACCCCGGCAGAGUUGUCAUCCUGUUGAACUCUGACCAAAACACACACUGAGGCAGAAACUGUUCAACCCAGACGUGCGGACCGUCACAUCCUCCAAAUGCCGAGACGAUCGCGGUGGGAAAGAGUGUCUGAGCGGCGGCCUGAGGACCGGGGCUUUUAGAGUAGCGCUAACUAGCUAGGCUGCUAACGCUACCGCAGCUAACGGAGGCUAGCUACCGUUAGCUCCUGGAAACGUUAUGCCAGGCGAGUCUACAACGACCGCAGCUGCUGGGAGUGGAGACCGCUUCUUCUGUUGCCUUAACCGUGAGCCCGGCGGUGCGACACGGGCUCGGCGGGUCGUCAGGUAGCCGUGUGAGCUAAAAGCUAAACUCAUUCUCCGCUGUGUUUUAUUUUUGUCGCUGCCUGGAACAACCUGUCAGAAUGGGGAUGUGCUUACCGUGCCUCGGCGGAGCGGCGGACGACGUCGUUGUCACCCCAGAUCCUGAGGCGAGGAGACGACAGUUAGCCGAGGCCGCAGAGAAGAGACAAAAAGAGACAGCAUACCGUGGUGUUAAAAACCCAGAAGCGGUCGAGAGGAAAAGGAAAAAACAGGAAGAAACUGAGAAACAGGCGAUGACGACGUCUGCGUCUGGUGGCGGCGGGUUGAAGUGGCAGGUAGGAUGAACACCCUGAUGAAGUCUUGACUCUGAAGUCCAAAACAACGUGGAGCAUCACUGCUAGAUGACUUGAAAGAUGUCCAAACUGCUGUCCAUUCGUCAACUUUUUGUUUUUGUUAUUUGCCUAUUUUAUGGUGUUGCGAGACAAACAGCUGCAAAACGAUCUGAACAUCAGGACAGCCCACCUGUUGCCAAGUUACACAAACCAGUUUGGACCUUUGGACAAAUCAAGGAUGAUACGCAGUGAUAGCAAAUGCAGACUAUUGCAUUAGAUAACACCAAAUUAUCUAAAUCUAAAGUCAAGUUGUGUCUCUGUGAACACAUUGAAACAAGCUGUCUUCAACACUCUUUAUCACACGAGCUUCAUCGCUGCACCAUUCCUUUUACUUUCUCAGUUGAGGAUCAGUAUUCACUGUUGAUCUGUUCAUGGCCAAAUUACUUUUUCUGUCCCGUUAUACAAAGGACUCAUUUCACAAGUUGAACACAGUUUAUGUUUACAUAGCAAUUUAACUGCUUAUUGUAGUCUUAUUGUACAAUAAUGAGCAUCCACACACACACUACAUAUUUCACCUUGGUCAGGCUCUAUUUGUCUAUAACACAAAGGCUAGUGCAAACAGUGCUGUAACUCGUUAGUAUUGAAGGAACUUGUUAUUCUCUUUGCUCAUCUCUGGAGUCUCUGGAGCAUCUCACAGUGAAGUCCCUUGGUGCAGAAGGAAAUGCGAGUCAUGUCUUGGACAUUUUACGAAGAACAUGUUGGACAACCAGGCUUAUACUCUUCAACAUCAUACAGUUGCUACAUUUGUGAUGAAGGAAGUAAGCACUGAAAAAUAGGGAUGAACUUGUGCACAUGACCUAUUGCAUUUGCACUGGCCUUUGUUAAUCCCCCUUUUAAUAGAGUCUAAUUUCAGAUGAACCUUUUGGUGUUCUCUGCACAAUUCCAGUUAAAUGAUAUUGUAUGCAAAACUCUGAUGUGUCGCCUGCUUAAUUUGAAUGAGAUAUUGGUUGUGUUUAUAUAUUGCCAUUUGACAAAGAGAAGCUUUUGUUAGGCAUCUAUUCGCACACAGUUUGUCAAUAUUUGGUGCCCAGCAAAUAAGCCAGCUUUCAUUCUUUGUUGAGAGAGAAACUAGAAACAGAAAUGUGAAGAAACCGAAGGAAAGAAUAAGUGAAUUGUGUAUGUUGUGAUUUUUCUUUUUGAACUAUGACUUGCUUUAACUGAGUGCAUUUCUUACAGCCUUCACUUGAUCCUAAAUGCUUCCGGUGCUCUCUCCCUUUUGUAGAACAGGAAAGCCAAUGGUAUUUGCUACAAUAAAUCACAUUUCUGCUA